AUGGCCUGGGACACCAUCCACGCCGCCCGCAACUGGAUGCUCAACAGUAUCCCUAUCCUCACCAGUUGCCUCGAAGGCGUAAAUCAAGGCCUUGUAACAUACAUCCUCUUCACUGCGACCGCGAACCGCAUCGAGCUCCGACGCUUCAACAUGAUAGACAGUCUCUUCCAAGAACUGCCUGAUCUAGCAACCAUCGACCCUCACGCCGCCUCCAUCUCCACCUCCAACAACACCAACAACACCACCAUACCCACCACCGCCGCCAUCAACAAAUGGCUGCGCUACUCCCGUAUCAUGCGCUAUUGCUGCGUUGCGCAAAUCGUGUUACAAACAUUCAUCUUCGUCUCGAGCUACAUGAGUAAGGGUCUGACGUGGCUCAAUGUGUCGCAGGCUGCGUGCUUCAGUGCGAGCUGUGGAUGUUUGUGGUAUAGCUCGGUGAAGGACGAGAAGAAGAUGCUGGGCUUGUUGGAGAAUGGGGGGAUGGGGGACGUGAAGGAUGUGGAGAAGGGGGUAUUGGCUUGGGAGGAGGAAGGGAGGGAUGGGGAGAUGGGGAAGGGAGAUGAGAAGGUGGGGUUGUUAGAGACGGAGAAGGUCGAGGUGGAGGGACAUAAGGAAUGGGUGGAUAAGAAGGAGAAGCAGAACAUGGAAGUCAAGGUACAGGAGGUCAGGGAGAGAUCUGAGAAGUAA
Molecule: messenger RNA, 687 nt
Organism: Alternaria infectoria
Lineage: Eukaryota; Fungi; Ascomycota; Dothideomycetes; Pleosporales; Pleosporaceae
Exons: 1
Coding region: 1-687 (228 amino acids)
Source: RefSeq, a predicted model, not a curated record